AUGACAAGUGUCAAAACUAAUGAAAGAUUGACAUGUAGCAAAAAUACCUUGAUUUAUUAACGACGAAGAGGAGAUCGAUAGAAUCAAGUACUGAGGUAGAUAUACAACAAGUGGAAAAAUGAAUUAAAAUUAUUGGUUUAGGAUUUACUAUAGCUGUGGAAAUGUUUAGCAUAUGUUUCGGUUGAAUGGAAUAGUUCGAAAUUUGUUACGCCAUCAACGUGUCUCCCUUUCCUUUCAUAUUAUUAUGAGUUUCACUUUAAUUGCCUCCAUACUCGCACAAUAUGUGAAGUAUAUAAAUCCGAACUCGUAUAAUUCAUUACAUUCCAACAAACUCAUCAAAAAACUCUCAUGACCUCGAAUAGCAACAUGGGAAAUUGGCGUAUUAUGAUCUCACUUGUUCUUGCUGUAUCAAUAGCAAAUAUUCUACAUUAUUCAUGCGUAGACGCCCACAGCGAACCAGAAGACUACGUACUCAUGCAUAGCUGUAUACGAAAAGCAUUUGGCUUGGAACCUCUGUGUUGGGAUCGUAAACUAGCAGAAGUUGCCCAAAAUUGGGCCGAUCAAAGGAAAGAUUGUAAUUUGAUACACAAUAACAGUCCGUAUGGUGAAAAUAUGGGUAUGGGGCCAGAUCUUAAUGCUUUAUGGGCGACUCAGAUGUGGAUUGACGAGAAAAGAGAUUAUGACUACGAUUCAAACACCUGUAAAGAAGGAAAGAUGUGUGGCCAUUAUACACAAGUGGUUUGGGCAAAUUCAAAAAGAAUUGGAUGUGGUAGGACUAAAUGCGAUAACGGUUGGGCCUACGUGGUUGUUUGCAAUUAUGACCCUCCAGGGAACUAUGCUGGCGAGAAGCCUUACUGAUUGUGUAAUUCUUUAUUCAUUUUCCCAAGCAUGUACUUUCUUUUUUAUAACCCAUGUAAUUUUGUCACGAAAGCAAACUCUCUAUAUAUGACUACAUAUGGGUUGUCUAAUAAGGUUCCUAGGACUCGAUGGAUGGAAAGAAAGCGUUCAGGUACGUAAUUAAUAAAUCGUGCCAUUCAAAUAUACAAAUGCCGUUGUAUUUUAAUUUGUUUUAAACUAGUAUUUAACAACCGUAUUUCAUAAGCCAAUGCUUGUGAUACUACAUUAACUCAUGACCAAAUAUGCAGAAAAAAGUAUGUACGUUAUUUUGUUAACUAUCAAUAAAACAAUUGCAUCGAAUUAUUUUACACAAAAAGAAUAGUGUUUCAGAUUACUGUUGAACUGAUGAGUUGGACAUGUUAGUCUUCAACAUAAUAAUAGAAUAAGUUAGAAGAGUUAGUUAAGUUAGUUAUGACAUCACUCUCCUAUUACUUAGCUCAGUUAUAUAUAUUUUUGCUUCCAUGUAGUUCUUAGUAAGAAAUGAUGAUUUUCUUCAUUCACUCUUGAUUUCUCUCUCAAACUUUGAAACACGACAGGUGAGAUUAUAGUGUCCGAUGGAAGGAGGGAUGGAAAUGGAGGGUUUAAUUUAUGAUGAAGACGAUAUGAUGUUGAAGAUAUAAAGAGAACCAACGAUGAUGGUGAGGUUGUUGUGCGGUGGUUGGUUGGCUAUGACAUAGAAGUGGCGCUGGUGAGGCUGUCGUCACCAUCAUGCGGUGGUUCGGUGGAUUGUGGCGUGCGUUAGGGUUACAGAGAAAAAAGAGAUUUUGAAACUGAAUCUUGAUUAUUUCAGUAGUCAUGAGUUUGAUUCAGUGCAAAUAUCGAGUUUAGUGGGUAGGUGUCCACCGAUUUUGAUUAUGAGUGUUAUGAACGUAACCACUGGGUAGGUGUCCACCGAUUUUGAUUAUGAGUGUUAUGAACGUAACCACUGAUUUUGAUUAAAAGUAAUAAGAACUAGUUGAAACUUGAAACCAAGCUGCAGGUGAAGUAAGUUGAGGGGAGGAAGAAGGGGCCUCAAUAAACAUAGGUGAACCUGUUUAUAGUCAUAAACUUUAACCUUUUCAUGAUCAAAGUCCACAUCAACACCAAGUUACCAGAUGACCCUUUCAAAAUUUACAAAACGGUUUACUCAACAUAGAUUGUUUGACUUUAAUGAUUUAGAAUAUCCAAAAAAAUAGUUUAGGGAUCAAUUAAAGCCAAAAGAAAGAGUUUGUAGGGUUUUAAAAACAAUAACUCAUAUAUUUCAGCAUAUAAAUACUACAAUAAUUCACCCUAUAAAAUAGCUUAUGCUUUAACGUAGAAGUGUUUAUUACCGGAUUAACUUAUAUAAGAUAUAAAAUAACCAAAAUAGACAUCUACCAUUUGACUUUUUUGUUAUUUAGGCCCCGUUUGAUAGUUUCUGAAUAAGAAAAUGCUGACUGAAAAAUAUCUGUCUGAGUAAGAAAUUCUGACUGAGUAAGAAAUCAUGAUGUUUGAUUGAAAAUAUUCACCAUAAGGAAACAAAAGCGAGUAUUGUAAAGGCAUGUAGCU
Messenger RNA from Lactuca sativa (garden lettuce), 2424 nucleotides. The record is from RefSeq and is a predicted model, not a curated record. NCBI's taxonomy places the organism in Eukaryota, Viridiplantae, Streptophyta, Magnoliopsida, Asterales, Asteraceae.